AUGGAUUUUGGCUUGUCUAGCUUGGAUGGUUUUUUGGGCUCUGGAAGCAACAUAGCUGCGUCACGAGCCUCAUCCAUGGCGGCCAAUAACCACAAGUUAUUCAAUUUCCCUUCGUCGCCUGCCCCACAAGCUUCAUUUCCAAGCAAAGUUUAUGGCUUUCAACCUUCGCCGUCUGCUUAUGAUCAAGCUUCCAGUGGUGCAGGAGGACCAUUCACUGCAUCUCAAUGGAUGGAAUUAGAAUACCAGGUCUUGAUCUUCAAGUACCUCUCUGCUAGUGUUCCUGUGCCCCCCGAGCUGCUCACACCGCUUAUUAAGAAGCCGUUGUGUCUGUAUUCCUGUGGCUCCUCUGGUGGAUUCUACCGUCCUGAUUUACUUGGUCGUAUAGGUUACAGGGGCAGCCCCGUCGAUUCUGAGCCUGGAAGGUGUCGUAGAACCGACGGGAAGAAAUGGCGGUGCUCAAGGGAUGUUGUUGGUGACCAGAAGUACUGUGAAAGGCACAUGAAUAGGGGCAGAUAUCGCAAUAGAAAGCCCGUGGAUGGCCAAACGUCUGUGCCUGCCACCGCCCAGCAGACCGCCAAUUCAAAUGGGUUGCCGGUGGUUGGUUCCACCUCAUCAGCACCGGUAAUCACCUCCAGCGAGCCUGUGAACGUGACCACACAGCAACAGACGAAGGAUUCAGAAGUUGCUGCUGCGGUCAAUGUGAAAUCUGAUGAGGAGGCUGCUUUCACCGUACCGAAACCAAUUGAUUCUUUUAUCAGUUCUUCAAAGAAGAGGAAGUAUGUGAACUCUGAAGACUGUGAUGAGCCUUUCCCAAGCUUCAAUAAGCAGGAUACCGAAGAACAGUAUCCUCUUCGCCAAUUCAUUGAGGAUUCACCCGAGGACCAGUGCAAUCGCUCUGCCAUUAGCUGGGCUGAAGAGCUGAAGUCUGAUUGGAACCAGCUCUCAUUGUCAGCCCCAGUGCAGGAGAAAAUUGCACUCUCAAUGAACAUGGGGGUGAUUGGCGACUUCAGUGAGCCAAAUCAGAAGAAAAGCAAAUGGGUAUCCAUUUCUCCUGCAGGAACUUCAAUAAGUGAUCCUUUGGGAGAGAUAUUAAUCACCAAAAAUACUGGUAAUGCUGGUGGUAGUUGCCAGAGUUCAUCAACAGCUUAA
Molecule: messenger RNA, 1149 nt
Organism: Manihot esculenta (cassava)
Lineage: Eukaryota; Viridiplantae; Streptophyta; Magnoliopsida; Malpighiales; Euphorbiaceae
Product: growth-regulating factor 1-like
Exons: 2
Coding region: 1-1149 (382 amino acids)
Biological process (GO): regulation of DNA-templated transcription; DNA-templated transcription; developmental process
Cellular component (GO): nucleus
Molecular function (GO): ATP binding
Source: RefSeq, a predicted model, not a curated record